Messenger RNA from Saccoglossus kowalevskii, 3774 nucleotides. Its product is annotated as mucin-5B-like. Lineage: Eukaryota; Metazoa; Hemichordata; Enteropneusta; Harrimaniidae. The record is from RefSeq and is a predicted model, not a curated record.
AUGGCAUUGUUCGUCGGAUGUAUAGGAAUCAUGCUAGACUCAGAAUCUAGAUCAGUAUCCCAUGAAGUAACAACAAUAGCUCAGACAUCGUCUAACCUAUGUCCAGAUGGUAAAUGGACAACUUGGUUCAACACUAACGAUCCCGAUACAGAAGGUGACUAUGAAUUAGUGGGGAUGAUACGAACUAUUCAUGAUUUAUGUGUGAACCCUGUCAGUAUCGAGUGCAGAGUUAUAGGGUCAGAGUCUCCAUAUGAUGAAACUAGUGGCCAGGGUAGAAUAACGUGUGAACCGGAUGUAGGUUUACUGUGCUUUAAUGAGCAACAACAAUCAAAGCAGUGCCCAAACUAUGAAGUCAGAUUCUUCUGCCCAUGUGAGCCAACAAAUACAGCCACAAUGUCUGUGUUGCCAACGGAGACGAAACAGGCAACUGAAGACGAUUCUACAACGUUCAUACAAUCAACCUCAGCUGCUACAGUGUCUGUGCUGACAGCGGGAGCAACACAGACAACUAAAGUAGAUUCCACCACAGUCACACAAUCAAGCUCAGCGGGACCCACCACUACGGAUGUAGUGACCGAGUUGCCAACGGAAUCGAAGCAGACCACGAAAACCAGUGCCAUAACAAUUAAACAAUCGACGUUAGCUGGACCCAACACUACAGCUACUGUAGCCGAGCUGCAAACAGGAGCAAAACAGACUACUACAGCAAGUGCCACAACAAUUACAGAAUCAAUUUUAGAAGGGUCCCCUACUACAGCUACAGUGUCUGUGCUGACAGCAGGAGCAACACAGACAACUAAAGUCGAUUCCACCACAGUCACACAAUCAAGCUCAGCGGGAUCCACCACUACGCAUGUAGCGGCCAAGACCAUGGAAACCAGUGCCAUAACAGUUAAACAAUCGACGUUAGCUGUGGCUGCCACACCGACUGCAACUCACAAGAUGCGAACGCAAGUGAAACCGGUCAGGACAGUCGCGCAAUCAGCCGUAAUACCAGAUGGUCAGCAGCAACAAUCGUAUUGUCCAGACGGGAGGUGGACCGACUGGAUUAACUUGUGGCACCCGAGUACAAGGAGCUCGGGUGGAGAUUUUGAACUACUAGGAGCCGUAGUUCAGGAUCGUGGUAUUUGUUUUAGCCCUGUAUAUAUUGAAUGCAGAGAGGUUGGUUCAGCUAUUGCCUAUGAUGAGAUACCAGGGCAAAGAAAAGUAACAUGCGACACAGGCCUAGGUUUAAUGUGCUUCAAUAAAGACCAAAAACCAAACUACUGUGCCGACUACGAAGUUCGUUACUUCUGCCCAUGUCCUGAUCAAUCAUUAACAACUACAGUCCAGCCAAAGUUAGGUUACUGUCCUGAUGGUGAAUGGACUGAUUGGGUGGAUACAUAUAAUCCUGGUUCCAGUCAUAUAGGUGGAGACUAUGAAAUCCUAGGAAUGAUAAUGGAAGUCUAUGAUAUGUGUCUGAAUCCUACAAUGAUACAGUGCAGAAUAGUUGGCUCCGCUUCAUUUUAUGACCCAACAGUCAAUCAGGAGAACAUAAUUUGUGACAUUGCUAUAGGAUUAAUGUGCUACAACAAAGAUCAAGCCUCGAAACAGUGUCCGGACUAUGAAGUUCGUUUUUUCUGUCCAUGUGAAGACGAUGUACUAGCAACUGAAUCAGGCAUAGAUGACGAUGACUUAGCAACUCCGAGUACACCGACUCUAACGGGUUCCUCUACUGCAAGUCAGUCUCCGAGAAUGGUAAAAGAAGACGACUUUGGUGUAAGUAGAGAUCUGACUACAACAGAUCACCAUAAUCCGAAUAGUUCAACUGAAGAUGUACGAGCCAGCACGACAAGACCUACUUACUAUGAAACAGACAAAUCAAUCACCACUGCAACCCCGAUCUCAAUAACUUCGACGGGUUUCUCUACUGAAAGUCAGACCCAAAGUUUGAUGAAAGGUGACUUUGGUGUAAGUAGAAAUCUGACUAGUACCGCAUCCCCGAUAACAAUAACUUCAGCGAGUUCCUCUACUGAAAGUCAGACCCAGGGUUUAAUAAAAGACGACUUUGUUGUAAUUAGAGAUAUGACUACAACAGACCAUCAUACGCCGAGUGUUUCAACUGGAAACGUGGGUACAAGCACACUAUCACCUAUUUAUAAAUUGGUCACAACAGAACAAUCGGCUACAAGUGUCAUUGCAGAUGUUACCUCGGAUUUGAAGAUAGAUAGUUCCACACCAUCAAGUACUGUUUCUAAAUUUAUGGCAACUGAGCAGGUGGCAAAGAACACGUGGUCCGCGUGGAUAGAUUACGAUGAUCCAGGAACAACUAUAUCCGGAGGAGAUUAUGAAAUAGUAGCAGAAUUGUUGCGAUCGUAUGACAUAUGUGAGCCUACCACAGCUGUCCAGUGUAGAGAAGUUGGGACACAUAUUGUUUACAACGAAGUCCCAGGGCAGCGAAAUGUAAUAUGUUCACCACAGCUAGGUUUGAUGUGUUUCAAUAAGGACCAAGCAUCAAGACGUUGUGCUGAUUACGAAGUUCGUUUCUCCUGUGAAAGAGUGGAAACUCACACUGCAGAAUACGAAUGGACUGAAUGGAUUGACAGGUCUGACCCAGAGGGUGGUUAUUCUGCCGGCGACUAUGAACUACUUGGAGAUUUAAUUGAGACACUCGGUGUUUGUGUAACACCUUUGGAUAUCCAGUGUAGAGUCGUCGGUUCUGGUUCCUUCCAUAGUUAUGUAGCAGGAAAGAAUAAAAUAACAUGCAACACAGACGUGGGUCUCGUUUGUUAUAAUAAAGACCAAAAAUCGAAGCAAUGCAUGGACUAUGAAGUUCGAUUUCUUUGUCCUACCGGGCGGGCCCAGGCUGAAAAUGUUCAUAAACGUGCCGCUGUUCUAGAAACCGUGACACAAGUACCAUCCCUUAUUCUUAGCGAACAGAGUGAAACAGAGACACAUUCCAAACUGCCACCAACGUCUUGUCAAAACGGUGGCAGGUGGACGGAAUGGUUUGACACUGAUGACCAGAACUAUGGUGGUGACUAUGAAUUGCUUGCUGACAUAAUGGAACCGUUCGCCGUAUGUGAAUCGCCAAUAGAUAUUGAGUGCAGAGCAGCUGGUUCAAGGUUGCUUUACAAUGAGAUACCUGGACAGAGGGAGAUUACCUGCAUGCCGCAAAUAGGGUUAAUGUGCUUUAAUAAGGAUCAACUGUCCAAAAUGUGUGAAGACUACGAAGUUCGUUUUUAUUGCCCGUGUGAUGAGUUCAUCUCCACCCCUGUGGUACAACCAUCUUCAACCAUCUGCCAGGAAGGUCAGUGGACACAAUGGAUCGACAUAGAUAACCCAAAUCCUGGCCAGACUGGUGGUGAUUAUGAGCUAAUUGGCGAAAUAGUUAAACAAUACCCCAUGUGUGCAAAUCCGACAAACAUUGAGUGUCGAGUUUUAGGUUCACUCCAUGAUCAAACCAUUGGACAGAAGAAGAUAACGUGCAGCACUGAGGUGGGAUUGCUGUGUUUUAACAAAGAUCAGAGCUCGGGACAGUGUCUUGACUACGAAGUUCGUUUUUUCUGCCCCUGUCAUACGAUUCAUGAGACAUUAGCUGCUGAUUUACCAGCUCUGAAUCAAAUCACUACAAGAAUGAAAUCAUAUACCCCUACAGUUUAUAUAGAUCGAUAUGGCAUAGUUAUUGCUAUUCCAUAUUCAUACAACCCUCAGUGUCCAUACCAUUCUCCUGUUUUUUCGUCGUCAGUAAACGGCAUUCAUUAUACAAUGAGCAUAACCGAUCGACGUGCAUGA